GACCUUGCUUUUAAGCCCGAUGGAACCCAACUGAUUUUGGCUGCAGGAAACAGAUUACUGGUUUAUGACACCUCUGAUGGCACCUUGCUUCAGCCUCUAAAGGGACACAAAGACACUGUGUAUUGUGUGGCAUAUGCCAAGGACGGCAAGCGCUUUGCUUCUGGAUCAGCUGAUAAAAGUGUUAUUAUCUGGACAUCGAAAUUAGAAGGCAUCUUGAAGUACACGCACAAUGACUCUAUCCAGUGUGUCUCCUACAACCCGGUGACCCACCAGCUGGCAUCCUGCUCCUCGAAUGACAUUGGCAUGUGGUCUCCUGAACAGAAGUCUGUCUCCAAAUACAAAUCAAGUAGCAAGAUCACCUGCUGCAGCUGGACUAAUGAUGGCCAGUACCUGGCUCUGGGGAUGUUCAAUGGGGUCAUCAGCAUCCGGAACAAAAACGGUGAGGAGAAAGUGAAGAUUGAGCGGCCAGGGGGCCCCCUCUCCCCAAUAUGGUCCAUCUGCUGGAACCCUUCAAGAGAGGAACAUAAUGACAUCCUGGCUGUAGCUGACUGGGGACAGAAACUUUCCUUCUACCAGCUGAGUGGAAAGCAGAUUGGGAAGGAUCGGCCACUGAACUUUGACCCCUGCUGCAUCAGCUACUUUACUAAAGGGGAAUACAUUUUGCUGGGAGGCUCAGACAAGCAAGUAUCCCUUUUCACCAAGGACGGAGUGCAGCUUGGUACGGUUGGGGAGCAGAACUCCUGGGUGUGGACAUGUAGAGUGAAACCUGAUUCCAACUACGUGGUGGUGGGCUGUCAGGAUGGCACCAUUUCCUUCUACCAGCUUAUUUUCAGCACAGUGCAUGGGCUCUACAAAGAUCGGUAUGCUUACAGGGACAGCAUGACUGAUGUCAUCGUACAGCACCUGAUAACCGAGCAGAAAGUUCGGAUUAAAUGCAAAGAGCUUGUCAAGAAAAUUGCCAUCUACAAAAAUCGAUUAGCUAUCCAACUGCCAGAGAAAAUCCUCAUCUAUGAGCUGUAUUCAGAUGACUCGUCAGACAUGCAUUACCGGGUGAAGGAGAGGAUUGUCAAGAAGUUUGAAUGCAACCUCCUGGUGGUGUGUGCAGAUCACAUCAUCCUCUGUCAGGAGAAAAGGCUGCAGUGUCUGUCCUUCAGUGGAAUGAAGGAGCGGGAGUGGCAGAUGGAGUCUCUCAUUCGCUACAUCAAGGUGAUCGGUGGCCCUCCUGGGAGAGAAGGUCUGUUGGUGGGCCUGAAGAAUGGGCAGAUCCUAAAGAUCUUCGUGGACAAUCUCUUUGCCAUCGUCCUGCUCAAGCAGGCCACAGCCGUGCGAUGCCUGGACAUGAGUGCCUCCCGCAACAAGCUGGCCGUGGUGGACGAAAAUGACACGUGCCUGGUGUAUGACCUCCACACCAAGGAGCUGCUCUUCCAGGAACCAAAUGCCAACAGUGUGGCCUGGAACACCCAAUGUGAAGACAUGCUCUGUUUCUCGGGGGGAGGCUACCUCAACAUCAAAGCCAGCACCUUCCCCGUGCACCAGCAGAAGCUACAGGGCUUUGUGGUGGGCUACAACGGGUCCAAGAUCUUCUGCCUCCACGUCUUCUCCAUGUCAGCUGUGGAGGUGCCACAGUCUGCUCCGAUGUACCAGUACCUGGAUCGGAAAAUGUUCAAGGAAGCCUACCAGAUCGCUUGUUUGGGCGUGACAGACACUGAUUGGCGUGAGCUGGCCAUGGAAGCUUUAGAAGGAUUAGAGUUUGAAACUGCAAAGAAGGCCUUCACCCGAGUACAAGACCUCCGAUACUUGGAGCUCAUCAACAGCAUUGAGGAGAGGAAGAAGCGGGGAGAGAGCAACAAUGACCUGUUUCUGGCAGAUGUGUUUGCCUACCAGGGGAAGUUCCAUGAAGCCGCCAAACUUUACAAGAGGAGCGGGCGCGACAGCCUUGCUCUCGACAUGUACACCGACCUCCGUAUGUUUGAGUACGCCAAGGAUUUCCUUGGAUCUGAAGACCCCAAAGAAACAAAGAUGCUAAUCACCAAACAGGCUGACUGGGCCAGAAAUAUCAACGAGCCCAAAGCCGCAGUAGAGAUGUACGUCUCGGCGGGAGAGCAUGCCAAGGCUAUCGAGAUCAGCGGCGACCAUGGCUGGGUAGACAUGUUAAUUGACAUUGCCCGCAAGCUGGACAAGGCCGAGCGGGGUCCCCUGCUGCUGUGCGCACACUACUUCAAGAAGCUGGAGAACCCUGGCUACGCGGCUGAGACCUACCUGAAGAUCGGCGACCUCCAGUCCUUGGUUCAGCUGCAUGUGGAGACUCAGCGCUGGGAUGAGGCCUUUGCUUUGGGUGAAAAGCAUCCCGAGUUUAAGGAUGACAUCUAUGUGCCCUAUGCCCAGUGGCUGGCCGAGAACGACCGCUUUGAGGAAGCCCAGAAAGCGUUCCACAAGGCCGGGCGGCAAGGGGAGGCGGUGAGGGUCCUGGAGCAGCUCACACACAACGCCGUGGUGGAAAGCAGAUUUAAUGACGCGGCCUAUUAUUACUGGAUGCUGUCCAUGCAGUGCCUCGAUAUAGCUCAAGCUCCUGCCCAGAAGGACAUGAUGCUUGACAAAUUCCACCACUUCCAGCACUUGGCCGAGCUAUACCACGGCUACCAUGCCAUCCAGCGGUACACGGAGGAGCCCUUCAGUUUCCAUCUUCCCGAAACCCUUUUCAACAUCUCCAGGUUCCUGCUGCACAGCCUGACCAAGGACACUCCCUUGGGCAUCUCUAAAGUGAACACGCUCUUCACCCUGGCCAAACAGAGCAAGGCUCUGGGUGCGUACAAGCUGGCCCGGCACGCCUACGACAAGCUGCAGGGCCUGCAGAUCCCUGCCAGAUUCCAGAAGUCCAUCGAGCUGGGCAGCCUGACCAUCCGCUCCAAGCCUUUCCAGGACAGUGAGGAGCUGGUGCCCUUGUGUUACCGCUGUUCCACCAACAACCCGCUGCUCAACAACCUGGGCAACGUGUGCAUCAACUGCCGCCAGCCCUUCGUCUUCUCCGCAUCUUCCUACGAGGUCCUGCACCUGGUGGAGUUCUACCUGGAGGAGGGGAUCUCCGAUGAAGAGGCCAUCGCCCUCAUCAACCUGGAGGCUCCCAGACCUAGUAAGCAGGAAGGCAAGUGGCAGGAGAUCACCAGCAACAACUGUCAGACUCUGAGACUGGAUGAGACCGUGGACUCCAUGGCUGGGGAUGACCCAUUCACAGCAAAGCUAAGCUUCGAGCAGGGUGGCUCGGAGUUUGUGCCAGUCGUGGUGAGCCGGUCCGUGCUGCGCUCCAUGAGCCGCCGGGAUGUCCUCAUCAAGCGCUGGCCGCAGCCCCUGCAGUGGCAGUACUUCCGCUCGCUCCUGCCGGACGCGUCCAUCACCAUGUGCCCCUCCUGCUUCCAGAUGUUCCACUCGGAGGACUAUGAACUCCUGGUCCUCCAGCACACCUGCUGCCCCUACUGCCGACGGCGCAUUGACGAUCCCAGCCCCUGA
This is a messenger RNA of Chrysochloris asiatica (Cape golden mole), 3504 nucleotides long. It is a transcript of the gene IFT122, whose product is annotated as intraflagellar transport 122 homolog (Chlamydomonas). The transcript is spliced from 28 exons. The record is from RefSeq and is a predicted model, not a curated record. Gene Ontology annotation, biological process: non-motile cilium assembly; protein localization to cilium; intraciliary retrograde transport. Gene Ontology annotation, cellular component: non-motile cilium; intraciliary transport particle A. Gene Ontology annotation, molecular function: protein binding. Bases 304 to 3504 code for a protein of 1066 amino acids. NCBI's taxonomy places the organism in Eukaryota, Metazoa, Chordata, Mammalia, Afrosoricida, Chrysochloridae.